This is a messenger RNA of Corylus avellana, 3494 nucleotides long. The record is from RefSeq and is a predicted model, not a curated record. Lineage: Eukaryota; Viridiplantae; Streptophyta; Magnoliopsida; Fagales; Betulaceae.
UUUGCUAUAAUCCUGCCCAAGGAGCUCCUCUCUAGUCUCUAUACUAUCUUUACAAAUUGCUCCAGCAAAACCCAUCGUCAAAACCCAAUUUCAAGCCGAGAGCUCGAGGCCGGUCGGAUUGACUCGGAAGACCAAGGUUCUCUGUUUCGCCAUAUUUGAUGAUUUUCUUCAAGAUCACGUUUCAAGCAUUCAACUAAUUUGCAUUAAAUUAGUUACCUGCAUCCAUGCUUUAUUCGUUAUGGUAAGCCAAAGAAGAAAAAUCAACUGUACUAUAUUGUUGUACAUACUCUUGUUGUAUUCCUGUCGUGUGGAUUUCUAUGUCACAGGCCAAGAUACAUUAAAGCGUGGAGAGUGGAUUACUGACAAUAAAACCCUUGUCUCCAGUAGUGAAACGUUUGAAUUGGGAUUCUUUAACGCUACGGGAAGCUCUAGCUCCAAAAGCUAUGUCGGGAUAUGGUACAAAUGGGAUCAACAAACAGUUGUAUGGGUUGCCAACCGAGACAAACCUGUCCUCAACGGUUCCACGGGAGUUUCUUUUGGAAUUACAAACGAUGGCAAGUUUCAGAUAUGGGAUAUUAAAACUAGACACGUUUAUUGGAGUGUAGACGAUGAGAGUUCUCGGUCUACAUAUCGAUCUGUGACGCUCAUGGAUUCUGGAAACCUGGUCUUAGGGGGUGAUCAGCUGGGGACGAGUCUGUGGGAGAGCUUCAGAAAUCCAACUGAUACAGUUCUUCCAGGUAUGAAGAUGGAUAAAGAGCUGACAUUGACUUCAUGGAUAGGUGAUGGUGACCCAGAAAGUGGGGAUUUCACGUUUCAGCAAUAUCAAGAAGAAGAGGGCAAAUACGUUAUCUCAAAAAAGACAGGCGAUUAUUGGAGAAGUUGGAUGUCAGGCAACUUCUUCAGCUCAGGUGAAAGGCCCAGUUUCCCCGAUGCCGUAGCCAACUUAUUAUCAAAUAAAAGCAACUGCUUCAGGCGUACCGCGUAUGUGAUCAGGUGUUCGCAGGAUUCAAGUAUCAGAAGGUUGGUGUUGAAUUAUGCGGGGGAAUUACAGUAUCUGAACUGGAAUGCGGAAAAGGGAAAUUGGGAUUUGAUAUGGAGGGAGCCGGAAGACGAAUGUAGCAUUUACAAUGCUUGUGGGAAAUUCGGCGUCUGCAAUAUUAACAAUAGGGUGGUAUGCAAAUGUUUGCCUGGCUUCCAGCCUACUAACCCGAAGCACUGGGAUUCUGGAGAUUUUUUGGGUGGGUGCACUAGAAAUUCGACAUCAUCUGACAACAGCGACAUGUUCUUGAGCUUACAGAUGAUGAAAGUGGGCAAACCAGACUUUAAUUCCAAGGUAGAAAAUGAAACAGAAUGCAGAAAAGAGUACUGCCUUGAGAACAGCCAGUGCCAGGCUUAUUCAUAUGAUACUACUGGGACCGACAUCUGCUGGAUUUGGAAUUCGGAUCUAAAUAAUCUUCAAGAAGAGUACACAAAUGGUGGUCAUAACAUCUUUGUCCGAGUCGCAAAAUCUGUUAUAGAACCUACUGCUAGGAAUUGUGAGCCUUGUGGCACAAACCUGAUCCCCUAUCCGCUGAGCACUGGAACAAAUUGUGGUGACCCCAUAUACUUCAGUUUCUACUGCAACACCUCCUCAGGCCAGGUUAGGUUCAAGGCACCCAGUGGCACUUAUCGUGUUGCUAAUAUUACUCCAAGUACACAAAAAUUUGUCAUCCAAAUCAAACAUGCAGAAAAUAUUUAUGAUAGAAAUUUAGGAGGAAAUCUGCAACUCAAUCAAUCAUUGCCAUUUAAUGCGACCAUUGGCAACUUUAGUUCUAAAGUUGAAGUAGAAAUCAGUUGGGUGCCCCCGCAAGAGCCAACCUGUACUUCAUUGACAGACUGCAAGGACUGGCCAAAUUCAAUUUGCAAUAUAACAAGAGAUGGAUACAAGAGGUGCCUUUGUAAACAAAACUUCCAAUGGAAUGGCUCCACUUUAAAUUGUACUGAAGGUAAUCUUCCUCGGGGAUUAAAAGAGCCUUCAAAAAGAACGAAGCGGCUGCUUCUGAGUGUGGUGGUACCUCUAAUUGUAGGUGUGUUUGCUCUCACAUGUACCAUUACUUCUGUAUACGUAUGGAGAAGUAAGAUGGCCAAGGACGAAGAAAUUAGAAGAAGUGACAGAACAAAUCAAGCACUUCGUUCAUUAGACAGUGAAAAACAUGUCAAAGAUUUAAUAGAGUCAGGUCAAUUUAGAGAAGAAGAUGAGAAAGGCAUAGAUGUACCUUAUUUUGAUUUGGAAAGCAUUCUAGCAGCUACAGAUAGCUUCUCAGAUGCAAACAAGCUUGGAGAGGGGGCCUAUGGACCUGUUUACAAGGGCAUAUUUUCAGGAGGUCAAGAAAUUGCAGUAAAGAGGCUCUCAAAUGUCUCAGGACAAGGCUUACAGGAAUUUAGAAAUGAGGUGGUGUUGAUUGGCAAACUUCAACAUAGAAAUCUUGUUAGACUUCGGGGAUAUUGCGUAAAAGGAUAUGAAAAGAUUUUGCUCUAUGAGUACAUGCCCAACAAAAGCUUGGACUCAUUUAUAUUUGAUAAAACGCUAAGCAUGUCUUUGGACUGGGAGAUGCGCUUCAAAAUCAUUUUAGGAAUUGCUCGUGGGCUUGUUUAUCUUCAUCAUGACUCCAGAUUGAGGAUUAUUCAUAGAGAUAUGAAAACCAGUAACAUUCUUUUAGACGAAGAAAUGAACCCCAAAAUAUCCGACUUUGGCUUGGCAAGGAUGAUUGAAGGCAAAGAAACCGAGGCUAGCACAACCAAACUAGCUGGAACUUAUGGCUAUAUGUCUCCGGAGUACAUACAAAAUGGAAUGUUUUCAUUCAAAUCCGAUGUUUUUAGCUUUGGUGUGGUUCUACUUGAGAUUAUAAGUGGAAGAAAGAAUGAUGGCAACAUGAGCCUUAUAGGUUAUGCUUGGAGAUUGUUGGAUGAAAACAAGGUGUUGAAUUUAGUGGACCAGACUCUACGUAAAGAUUGCAAUGCAGACCAGUUAGUGAAGUGCGUAAAUAUUGGAUUCUUAUGCUUACAAGAUGACCCAAAUGACCGUCCCACCAUGUUAAAUGUUGUUACCAUGCUUGACAGUGAAGCUGCACCAAUUCCAACUCCAACACGACCAUCUUUGGUUCCAGGGGCAUGCCUUUCUAGCACAACUAGUUCUUCUACUAGACCGGACACAAUUACAGAAUCAACUAGUAGUUUCGGAGGAACAUGAUACCAAUGCAAGUUUUCUUGAAUCUGUCAUCUCUUAAUAAGAAGGUUUUAGCGUGGACAAACCAUUGGUUUUAUGAAUAAGAAGGUUUUAGUAGCCCUUCACCGAAAUGAAACUAUUCUCCCAAUAUCUAUUCAUUUUCUUGAACCUUCUUUGUGGUAUUUGUAUUUGGUGAUGAUUGUAAUUUCAUUUUUCUAUUUUGUUUUGGUCAUUGUGAAGUAACCUACAUGUAAGAUUUGAAUAUCUAUUCCUUUACUUGAAACUUCUC